CAGUGACUGAGUGGAUUUGGUGGAUUUUGGAAUUUGGAAUAUUUUGGAUUUGUAUUUUGUUUGGAUUGUAUUGUAACUUGGAAGUGGAUUGCGGAAUAUUUUUGUUAUUUUUUUAAGAUAAAUACGGUCUAUUGGGUCCAACUAUAAUGCAGAAUAGAAAUUAGAUCCUAAAAAAUAUUCACAAGUCCUAUACAAUCGACACUGUGAAUUAGGCCGGAACGGACACGCAAGAACAUCCUUAUUUAUUACAAUAUAAAAUUAAUGAUUGUUAUGCACUGAGAUUGUGAAGCAAACAAUGAAGAUAAAUGAGAAGAACCUGUGUGCGUUCGCGUCAUCAGCCACCCCCGUAGACCGCGAGGGGUGGUUGGACAUGAGGGGGGAAGUGGGUAAAAGUUACCAGAGGAGAUGGUUCACUUUGAAGGGAAACCUGCUAUUCUAUUUUGAUAAGAAUGGGGACAAGGAACCAGUUGGUGUUAUCAUACUGGAGGGAUGUACUAUUGAGCUAACAGAAGAAGAGUCAUACAGUUUCAAGAUAGUGUUCCACUGUGAGGGCGGGCGCACAUACUUCCUGUGCACCAACUCGCAGGCGUCUAUGGAAGCAUGGAUGAAGGCAUUAGCCUGCGCCAGCUAUGACUACAUGAAGCUUAUGGUGGCUGAGCUGCAGAGGCAGCUGGAGGAGGCUGAAGCGGAAGAGGCAGCGGAGGCGGCGGGUAUUGUGGCCGCAACGGGCUCGGACGACGAGCCGCGCGUGCCCCCGCGCGGACAGCGGCACAACCCCUUCAAUAAGCAGCCCGAGGGCGACGGCAAAGCUGUGCCGGGGAGUCGACACCAUAAAGAAACCGUAAAAGCAGCUGAGGUGCCACGCAAGAAGGUUCCGUUCAGAGAAAUUCACAAAACCUUCGGACGCAAGAUCCUCGCCGACCGCAGCGAGUGGCGCGCACGACUCAAGCUGAGGGAGGAGACACGUGAGAAACCUCUCAUACAACUGUGAAGUUCUCUUUGCAUCGCAUUUCUCAUUUCUGAGGGUUGUGAUCCCUAUUUAUUAAUCAAAAAAUUGUAGUUCUCGGGAAAGCGGUGGGCUCCAGUAUCUAAGAUCUAUGGAGCAUACUUUGAAUUUGCUAUAGUCUUUGCUUAGAGUUAAAAA
Messenger RNA from Maniola jurtina (meadow brown), 1144 nucleotides. It is a transcript of the gene IPIP, whose product is annotated as sesquipedalian-1. Gene Ontology annotation, biological process: receptor recycling; retrograde transport, endosome to Golgi; endosome organization. Gene Ontology annotation, cellular component: trans-Golgi network; recycling endosome; early endosome. Lineage: Eukaryota; Metazoa; Arthropoda; Insecta; Lepidoptera; Nymphalidae. The record is from RefSeq and is a predicted model, not a curated record. The transcript has 4 exons. The coding region runs from base 296 to 991 and encodes 231 amino acids.